Molecule: messenger RNA, 419 nt
Organism: Thermothelomyces thermophilus ATCC 42464
Lineage: Eukaryota; Fungi; Ascomycota; Sordariomycetes; Sordariales; Chaetomiaceae
Exons: 1
Coding region: 64-219 (51 amino acids)
Source: RefSeq, a predicted model, not a curated record
GGGGAGGGCAGAUCUGUGGCAUUUUGCCGCUGGAAGAAAGCCGUGUGGUGGAGAAGAGCGGACAUGGUCUCGCCAAACCGACCAUCAAUCAACCACUCUCACCACAUCGUCGCCACCCCUUCCCCCCGCGCCAGCUCGAGCAAUAGGAGCGGCUUUGUCCAGGUCGUCGUGGAAUCCCCGUUCUCCUUGCCACCUCAUCCGUUGACCCCAUUGGGUUAGGUGUUUCUUCGCUUUAGUUCUUUCCCUUUUUCCUUUACGUCUGAGAAAUAGAAAUGAAAAGGAAUGAUAUGCCUCGAGGGGGUCACUCUAGUCCUGUACAGUACAUACAGGACUCACCCGCUUCCAAAAAGGGAGUUAAACGCGAGGAAGGUCUUGUAAAGUUCCAUCAUCCAUCCGUGCCCUGCCCCCCUGAGGAGACG